GGAGGCGGGGGAGCCGUAGGAAAAGGAGUAGGAUUGGGCCUCCAGUCUGCCCUCCCAGCCCCCUCUCUAGAUCCCGGCUGACAGGUGGGAGGAGCCCGUUGGGGAGGGGUCCGGGUUUGGUUGCAGGCCGCCGGCUUUUGGAGAGACUGAGACGCCGGUGCCUGGGUCCGGCAGGCUCGAGGGGACGGCCGUCUGGCUCCCCCUGCGCUGCUUCCGAAUCUCUCCAGGCGCCGGGGACCCACUGCUCGCCUCUUGAGCCUGGAAGGCUGGGCUGGGCUAGGCUAGGCUGAGCUGAGGGACCACACUGCUGCUGGGGAAGGCCGUGGCACCGUACCCCCCGGCCUAACCCCGCUCCGCGCUUUCUCUCCUGUCGGAUCCAGGCUGCCAGGCCUGUAGGUCGGAGAUGUUGCUAGAGGAGAUAAGCGCCGGGGACCGGCUCAGUGGGGCUGCGGCCCGGGGAGAUGUGAAGGAGGUGCGGCGCCUCCUUCACCAGGAAUUCGUGCAUCCCGACUCCCUGAACCGCUUCGGCAAGACCGCCCUGCAGGUCAUGAUGUUCGGGAGCUCGCCCAUCGCCCUAGAGCUGCUAAAGCAGGGAGCCAGCCCCAACGUUCAGGACGGAUCGGGCACCUCCCCGGCCCACGACGCAGCGCGCACAGGGUUCCUGGACACUCUUCGGGUCCUGGUGGAACACGGCGCUGACGUGAACGUUCCCGACGGUUCCGGGGCGCUGCCUAUCCACCUGGCUGUGAGGGAGGGUCACGCUGCCGUGGUCAGCUUCCUGGCCGGGGAAUCCGACCUGCAGCACCGGGAUGCCGGGGGCCUCACGCCCCUUGAGCUGGCUCGUCAGUGUGGAGCCGGGCAGUUGGGGCGGAUCUUGGAGAGGCACCUCCCUACUCCAUCGUUGUGAAUGUGGGGACCCUUGAGCAGCCAGGACAGCUGGAUGCCACUUGGCACUGGUGGGACCAGGCCCAGGAAGCCCCGAAACAGAGAAUAGGGUUGGGUUGGGGGAGGGUCUGUGUCUCUGGGAGGAUGAGAGUGGACGAUUCUCUUCCUAUUCCAUGCCCACCGGAGUGCCGAAGGUCCAUCUCCUCCCCGCCCCCACUUGUACCCCGAGUUAUGGUUUGUUGGUGUUUAUCUGUGUGGUUAUUUUUCCUUUUCGGUGUGAUGUGAAACUUGGGGGAGGGCAAGGGCUGCAGAGAGCCAACUGAGCAGGUAGAGACAGUCUAGGACCCUUGGCCCUAGCCAGUUCCUGGAUGCAGCAGGGAAGGUGGCCAGAUAAACGGUUCGGUCCUGCCCCUCUAGCCCCUACCCCUUCCCUUCAGGCUGGCACAGCUCAGUAGAGCUCUGGGCCUUUUGUGAUGAUCUAGGGCAAUGGCCUGGCUCUCCCUAUCCCCUCCCUGGUCCAGAGUAGCCGAAGGCUACUUUCCUCCCACACUCUUCUCCCCACCCCCACCCCAACACCUCAGGGGAUUUCUAGGUUCCCAGAAGCAGCUAUCUUUUGGCACAGUCACCUCAGGGGUGCUGUAGGGAAGAGAAGGGCACUACUUCCUUUUGGAAACCCAGGAACACAAUUUAAUUUUGGGGGAUCAAAAUGAGAGAAUAGUGUAUUAAAUUUUCUUUCGUUGAAGGCCUCUUUCCAGCCUCUUGUACAGAGUUUUUAAAAGAUUCUAUUUAUUAUGCUUUCUAAAGAAAUGUUGUGUGAUAAUUUAAUGUUUUUAACCAUUAAAUUAAUAUUGAGCAUUCCUUGAU
Messenger RNA from Trichosurus vulpecula (common brushtail), 1749 nucleotides. RefSeq names its product cyclin dependent kinase inhibitor 2D (gene CDKN2D). Gene Ontology annotation, biological process: regulation of cyclin-dependent protein serine/threonine kinase activity; negative regulation of cell population proliferation. The record is from RefSeq and is a predicted model, not a curated record. NCBI's taxonomy places the organism in Eukaryota, Metazoa, Chordata, Mammalia, Diprotodontia, Phalangeridae. The transcript is spliced from 2 exons. Gene Ontology annotation, molecular function: cyclin-dependent protein serine/threonine kinase inhibitor activity; protein kinase binding. Gene Ontology annotation, cellular component: nucleus. Bases 404 to 907 code for a protein of 167 amino acids.